Camellia sinensis is the source of this 658-nucleotide messenger RNA. The record is from RefSeq and is a predicted model, not a curated record. NCBI's taxonomy places the organism in Eukaryota, Viridiplantae, Streptophyta, Magnoliopsida, Ericales, Theaceae.
AUGUAAUAUAGGCAAAACAAUAAAACCCACAUCGAAGAAAUUAGAAACCAGAGAGGUUUUAGGAAGAAGAUCAAGAAGAAGAGAAUGUCGAAGUCUUGCAAGGGCCUAGCAAUGGAACUGGUCAAGUGUCUCAGCGAGUCCGACUGUGUUAAGGUUGAGAAUCGACCAUAUAGGGAAUGUGCCAAGGAGAAGAGCCCAUCCAUAUCAAGCGAAUGCAUGGGACUACGGGAAACAUAUUUCAAUUGCAAGAGAGGCCAGGUCGACAUGAGAGCUCGAAUUCGUGGAAAUAAAGGCUACUAACUGGUGGGGAUUCGGAUUGAAUCCUGUGAACUUCAAUUGACCAAGCUUGAUGCACUGUACCUUUGGAUUCUCUUGCCAACUUCACUGAAUGUACGAGGAAAGUAUUGUGAAACUAUGAUGCCUUGUGAAAGCCGUUGCACAUGCAUUUUCAGGGAACACCUCCAGAAGAGUGAUUGUCUUUAACUGAGGUUUUUUGUCUGUCUGAUUGACACUCUUCAUACUUGGUGUUAAUCAUAUUCAUAGAUAAAAUUUUGCUGUAUGGUUGUUAUAUGAUUCCGUGUGAUCUUUUAAAACAAACAAUUCCAUCUAGAGGAAUGAGCAUGUAAUAACAUCAGGUUCCUAUUAAGCGGAUUCUAUA